Cutaneotrichosporon oleaginosum is the source of this 1694-nucleotide messenger RNA. RefSeq lists its product as uncharacterized. Lineage: Eukaryota; Fungi; Basidiomycota; Tremellomycetes; Trichosporonales; Trichosporonaceae. Gene Ontology annotation, biological process: fungal-type cell wall polysaccharide metabolic process. The record is from RefSeq and is a predicted model, not a curated record. Gene Ontology annotation, cellular component: fungal-type cell wall.
CAUCACAUCCCUCGUCCUCGUCCUCGUCCUCGUCGUCGUCGUCGUCCUCUUCAUCCUCUUCUUCAUCUCUCAACACACUCUCUUUCUCAUCCUCACUCUCUCUCUCUCCCUCUCUCCCUCCCUCCCUCACGCUCUCGUCGACGACAACUAGUGGCUGGCCCACACCUCACACUCUCUUCGCGAGUCUCUCUCUCUCUCUCUCUCUAAUCCCCAAUCUCCACCACCACCACCACAACCACAACCACAAUGCUGUUCAACCUCCUCCCCUACCUCGCCCUCGCUGGCAUCGCCGCUGACACUGUCACUGCCUCGCCUCAUCCCGCUCACGGUCACGGCAUCGCUCGUCGUCACCACGCUCGCCAGCAUGCCCGUCACGUCACCCCCAACAUCGCCCGUCGUGGUGCCGAGUUUGGCUACAAGAACGGUCAGAAGUGCCGCGUCCGUCCAGCCGGUCAGGGUAACGCCGCACCCGCUCCCGCCGCCGAGGAGCAGCAGCCUCCCGCUGCCGACAACCAGCAGCAACAGGAGCAGCAGCAGCAGCCCCCUGCCGCUGACCAGCAGCAGCAGCCUCCAGCUGGCGACAACCAGCAGCAGCAGCAGCCCCCGCUCGAGAACAACCAGCACAACGUUGACUCGCCUGACACUCCUGACACCCCGGACACUCCCGACACUCCCGACACGCCUGACCAGCCUGGCAACAACGAGACUCCCGCCGAGACUCCAGAGACCCCCGAGACCCCCGAGACUCCAGAGACGCCCAACCCCCCGACCAGCCCCAACACCCCCACCGGUGGUAACUCGGGCAAGCGCGGCAUGAUCUGGCCCAACGGUGACUGGGCAAAGGACAUCCGCAAGUACAUUGGCCAGGGCGGCAUCAGCUGGUACUGGGCUUGGGAGCACGCUCCGUCCAAGUGGGCGGCCGAGGCUGGCCUCGAGUUCGUCCCCCAGUUCUGGGGUCCUCAAAAGUACGACAAGUGGUACGAGCAGAAGGCCAACAACUGGAACGGCCAAAAGGUCUCACACGUCAUGUUCUUCAACGAGCCCGACCUGCAGAACACGUACGUCGCCUCGGGCGUCUCGCCUCAGGACGCCGUCUCGCACUGGCACCAGGAGAUGGCUCCUCUGCGCGCCCAGGGCAUCCGCAUCGGCUCGGCCGCCCCCGCCGGCGCCAACAAGAACUGGAUCGUCGAGUUUGAGCAGGCCUGCGGCGGCGCUUGCAACGCCGACUUCAUCACCAUCCACGUCUACGUCAGCGACGUCGAGAUCUUCAAGAAGACGGUCACGGACGCGUACAACCAGAACGGCAACCGCCCGAUCUGGGUCACCGAGUGGGCGUGCCACGACUUUGGCGGUGGCGGCGGCAACUGCGCCGACCCCGCCGGCUUUGUCACCCAGGCCACGCAGUGGAUGGACAGCCAGCCUUGGGUCGAGCGCUACUCGCUCUUCGGCUCCAUCUCGGAGCUCCACGGCGUCGACACCAAGUGCGGUCUCAUGAACACCUGGGACCCCUAUGACCCCACCAGCCUCUGGUGGAACUACAUCCACGCGUAAGCGUGGAGGAUGCUUCUCCAGCCCCAGCCCCAUCCCCAUCUCCAACCUCUACCUUUCGCCUCUUCGCUUUCUGUCCUUGACACUUUAAACUUUGAUCGGGCUGGUCCCGUUUUCGCUAGUAUAUGGAUUGUCAUGUCUCUAUG